GUUCAAGCAAUGAAGAAAAUUUGUUUUAAUGUUAGAAUAAGAUCUGUUUAUAGUGGUCCCAUAUAAAAAUUUGUUACAACAAUAAAUGAAUAUUGAUUGCUGAUAUUAUUUCUUAUAUUUUAACUUGACCUAAUUAUAGCAUAUGUGUAACUGUAAAAUGUAACAAAUUAAUGUGGUAAAUUUAAAGUACUGUGCACAGUAAUUCAAUAAAUUAUCAAGGUUCUGAUUUUUGUAUUUAAACGUGUUACACUAUUUUAUAUCUGUGCAAGAGCAAAUAACAAUCUCCAAAACAUAUUAUGAAACGUGGAAUAAACACAAGUAUAAAGACCUUACAGUUUUUUUUUCUAAGAUGGCCUUACAGGCUUGUGAAGCAAAUAAAUAAGUUUCCUAUAGUUUCUACAGUAAACUGUGAAAAUAAAUAGCAAUUAUCUAAGAGACAUAUAUGUAGUUGAUCCAUAUACCAGAAACAAUGCAAACAUGUAAUAAAGUCCUGAUAAUGUACUGUACAUAUCUCUAUAUAUGUAGGCUUAAAUGAUUACACUGUGCGUUCGAUUAUCAGAUGUUUAAGCAACAAGUGUUGAAAAUAACAGUCAAUUUUUAAUAGCAUACAUUUGAGAAGCAAACUUUGUAAUAGAUUUUAUUUUCACCGAAAAUAUUUAUCAUUAGCGUCAUUACGAAUGUAAAACGUGAUACGAUACUGACUAUAUAUAUGUCACAACAUGUAAAUAUGUAGAUAAGUCUGGAGAAGGCAUUUGAACGAUUGGUGCAGCGCGGAACGCAAGAAAUUAACGAAGAAAAUAUUUACACAAUAUAUUUCGUAAUUUCUUUUUUCAAUUAGUAAUUUUUUUCAUAAUUGUACUUUGUACUAGUUAAGAAUGGCUCCUAGAAAAAAUAUUCUGGAUCUACUCCAAGUUGUUUAUUCACAAUCAUGCAAAUGUCCAGCUCAUGGAAAUCCAGGAGGCACAACCAUGCAUGAAUUAACAAAAGCUUGCAGUACAGUAACAAAUACCACACCAACAAAAGAAUAUGCUUUUGAGAUGGCUUGUUCAACAGUACGAUAUGGUGUUGGUGUUACCAAAGAAUUGGGCAUGGAUAUGCAAAAUUUUGGUUCAAAAAGUGUUUGUUUAAUGACAGAUUCAAAUCUAGUAAAUCUACCACCUGUUAAAACUGCUAUGGACAGUCUUACUAAACAUGGUAUUCAAACUACAGUCUAUGAUAAUGUACGUGUUGAGCCUACAGAGCAGAGUCUUAAAGAUGCUAUUGAAUUUGUUAAGCAGAAAAAUUUUGAUGCUUUCAUAGCGGUAGGUGGAGGUUCAGUUAUGGACACUUGUAAGGCAGCAAAUCUUUAUAGUUCUGAUCCAGAAGCAGAUUUUCUAGAUUAUGUAAAUGCACCCAUUGGUAAAGGAAAACCAAUUUCAGUAUCAUUAAAACCUUUGAUAGCAAUACCAACUACAUCUGGUACAGGAUCAGAAACAACUGGUGUUUCUAUCUUUGAUUAUCAACCACUUCAUGCCAAGACUGGGAUUGCUAACAGAGCUCUGAGGCCUACUUUGGGUCUUAUUGAUCCACAUCAUACCUUGAGCAUGCCAGAAAGAGUUUGCGCUUAUUCUGGUUUUGAUGUACUUUGCCAUGCCCUUGAAUCUUUUACUGCAUUGCCAUACACAGAAAGAACACCUUGUCCUCCAAACCCUAUUCUUCGACCAGCUUACCAAGGUAGCAACCCCAUCAGUGAUGUGUGGUCAAGAUACGCUCUUCAGAUAAUGCGCAAAUACUUUGAAAGAGCAGUUUACAACCAAGAUGAUCUGGAAGCCAGAAGUUACAUGCAUCUUGCAAGUACUAUGGCAGGUGUUGGAUUUGGUAAUGCUGGAGUUCAUCUGUGCCAUGCAUUGUCUUAUCCUAUUAGUGGAAAUGUACGAAGCUUCCAACCUGAGGGUUAUAGCAAAGACCACCCUAUAGUACCGCAUGGUCUUUCAGUUGUUAUAUCAGCACCUGCAGUAUUUUCUUUCACUGGAGAUGCCUGUGCAGACAGACACUUAGAAGCUGCUGAAUUACUUGGAACUGAUACUCAUAAAGCAAAAAGAAGUGAUGCAGGAAAAAUCUUAGCAGAUACUGUAAGGAAGUAUAUGCAAACAAUGAAAGUUGAAAAUGGUUUAACAGAAUUAGGAUUCAAGAAGGAAGAUAUUCCUAAUUUAGUUGAAGGCACAUUACCACAGCACCGCAUUACAAAACUGGCCCCACGAGAACAAUCUAGAGAGGACCUUUCACAAUUAUUUGAAAACUCAUUUACAAUUUACUAAGAAGAAAAUAAUUUAUGUUACAGCACUUGAUACAACUGAAUCCAAAUAAAACGUUAAUUUUUAAUAGUUUUAA
Messenger RNA from Megachile rotundata (alfalfa leafcutting bee), 2370 nucleotides. Its product is annotated as Type III alcohol dehydrogenase. NCBI's taxonomy places the organism in Eukaryota, Metazoa, Arthropoda, Insecta, Hymenoptera, Megachilidae. The record is from RefSeq and is a predicted model, not a curated record. Gene Ontology annotation, cellular component: mitochondrion. Gene Ontology annotation, molecular function: metal ion binding; alcohol dehydrogenase (NAD+) activity.